GUUCUCACCUUGAAUAUUUUAUGCAUCUCUGGUUCAGCCGUCGAGUAAUCCCGGCGGAAAUUGACCACGUGUUGCCAGUCUGGUUACAGCCGGCCGGUGGCGCUACUAACCACCCUAUUGUGACUAUUCUAGCAAAAUCGAACUGCUCCCAAGUCCCAACUACCUGCGCCCUGCACAGAACACAGGGACCUCUAAGAUUCCAUGGCUUCCACUGCAGCAACCUUAUCAUUCUUCACUUCAAUCCCCGUUCCAUCUCGCAAACCCCAGCCUACCCUUCCCAAUUCUCCCGUUCCUCGUAAACUGGUCUGUCUUCCAACUCCACCCAUCGCGGCCGCAAAAAACCCUGUGAAUUAUGGCGUCGCCAGUCUCGUUGGGGCCGGACUGGUUCUGACCGUCAUCGAACCCGCCUUCGCAGUGAACCUACCUCUGGUGGGUGAGCUCAGCGAGCCCGCUAACGCGCUCUCUUUGCCCACCUGGGCUGUCCACGUGUCGAGCGUUGUGGAGUGGGUUACAGCAAUGGCAUUGGUGUGGCAGUACGGGGAGAAAUCUGGGUUUGAAACCUGGAAGGGGCUCUCUUGGGGUAUGGUACCUUUGCUUGGUGGAGCUCUUUGUGCAUGCACAUGGCAUUUCUUCUACAAUGCAGAGUCUCUAGAGGUACUGGUGGCUCUUCAAGCUGCUUUGACUGUCAUUGGUAAUGCCACAAUGGCCAUUGCCGCAUUUCGAAUUUUCAGAGAAUCGGAGGAACGUGCUAAGGAUUUUUGAACACACAAGGUUCCAGAUUAUGCAGUCUUUUGUGUGCAACAGCAGGAUUCAAACUGCUUCCUCCAACUUGAAGGUGGUAUUGCCUAGUUUGGUGCUGAUCUGCUGAAGUAAAAUGUUUCUUUAUGUACUCCAUAUGAACAAUGUUUAGUUAUCACUUUCUGUUUUGUUCAGGACUAGUGAUUGAUUUGGUGAGCUGUGAAGUGGAUGGAAGGGGGAAUGCUUUUGUUGGUGAAUAGAGUGUUGACUUAUUCAUUGUUGUAGUAAAAUGGUUGGAUGCAGAUUGAUCAUCAUAGCUGGUGAGUUUGUCAAUCACAGGCGCUGAGGCUUUGUAAAAUAUUAAACUACUCGAAUUUUCAUUUUGAUUUUGUCCUCGUUAUUUUUGUAAAUAUCUUUGAUUAAUAAAUGAGGAAGCAAUUGCAGCCAUGGCUGACAUUCCGUGGUUACCUUCACAACUUCAUUUUAACAUUUGAGCUGUUUAGACAGCUGUUUGUUUCAACAUGCAAUCAACGAACCAUUUGACAUUUCAGAAAUGUGGAAGUAGUAGUUUGACUAUUACCUCCAGGGUUAGUUAUCCAUCUCCCGGCUAGAUAAUGUCAAGUUAACUCUCCUGACAGCCAUUUUAAUAAGCCUUUGCAUGCUGA
Linum trigynum is the source of this 1403-nucleotide messenger RNA. Lineage: Eukaryota; Viridiplantae; Streptophyta; Magnoliopsida; Malpighiales; Linaceae. The record is from the annotation of a GenBank genome assembly.